Messenger RNA from Strongylus vulgaris, 297 nucleotides. The record is from the annotation of a GenBank genome assembly. NCBI's taxonomy places the organism in Eukaryota, Metazoa, Nematoda, Chromadorea, Rhabditida, Strongylidae.
AUGGCCUUAGUUCCUAUCAGACAAGAACUGACGACUACAACCACUCCACCCAAACCAAUUGGUCCUCGUACAUUUUUUAUGCAACAAUGUGUUGGAAUAGCUUGCAAUAAAGAAGUUACAACAGUAGAAAUAACCUACUACGACUCUAACACUUUACGAGUAAUGGAACUUGUGAUGAUCGUUGUGGUUUUGAUGCUCAACGCCCUUCUCAUUGCUGCUGUAGUCCUGGCACGAAAGCGAUGUCGUGUAAGUGUGGAAAGCCCAUUUAGCAAAAAUUUCUAUGAUCUUAAGACUUAG